AUGGGCAAUAAUCCUUCCAAAGGCCCUCUCGGAGAUGGGCCAACGACUUCGGGCACUACGGGCCUGACGGCUUCGAGAGUGGCUCGUCAGCCAUCGCUUAAUGCCCUAUCAGGCAGCGCGAAAGCCUCUGUGGCCGACCCAUCUGCCUCUAGAGAAAAUGCGACCGGCCAUUCAUCCUCCCAAAACCAGCCUUCAGUCCAGCAUCGCCUGCAAUCACGAAAUGCCACGGAUUCGCCUUCGCGGAAUUUAGAUCGGCCGGAUCGACACGAGCCUAGGAAGACGGAAUAUCGCUCGAGAGACAUUCAGUCUCCCGACCCAUCUAACCCUGUCCAGGUCCCCGUCUCCCGGACCGCUCCUCGACGGGAUCCUUAUCAGCCUGUCGCUCCUUCUGGUCCUCCCCAUAAGAUGUAUUACAGUGCUUCGACACAUCUCCAGCGUCCCCCACGGAUGCCAUUGCCGAUUGGAGAUGCCACAGCUACCCCCGGGUCUCCGAUUAGCGGCCCAGAAGAACCCGGUCUGCCACCUAAUCAGGUCCUAGACGAUCAGACAGAUACCGCAAACCAUCCCACCACCAUCGAGGAUGACGAUACACUGGAUGAGUUGCAGCCAUACACUAGCAGCGGCGUGGGCAGGGCAGUUCCGACAACUAUAGAAUGGACUGGCGGUGGCGACAAGCUGUAUGUCACCGGAACAUUCGUUAACUGGGAGAAGAAGUUCCGCCUACAUAAAAGUGAAAAUAAACCUGGGGUUAUGUCGGCAAAAUUAAAUCUCCGUCCAGGCACACACUAUUUGAAAUUUAUUGUCGAUGGUGAGAUGCGCGUCUCCGACAACCUUCCAACUGCGGUCGACUUUACAAAUCAUCUGGUCAACUACAUCGAAGUGAGUGCGGACGAUGUCAACCGGUCGAGGCGAGAGAGUGAUAAGGGCGGCGUUCCUCCUGGAAUCCACUCCCCACAGGUUCUACCUGGCCUUGCUGGAGGUGACAAACUCGAAUCCAGCGUGGACGACGAGUCCGACAAGGAAGAACCUGAAGAAAUCCCCCCUGGGGAUUUCCGUAACAUUAUCCCACCAUUCCUUGUGGACCUUGACAAGGAUGAGGAAAGCCAGAGUUACCAGCAAGCCGUCAACAUCAUCGGCGAUGCGCCCACCCCACCAAGUCUUCCCCUUUUCCUUGGGAAGUCGAUUUUAAACGGGACCACGCCAAUGAAGGAUGAUAGCAGCGUUCUCAACUAUCCCAAUCAUACCGUCCUAAAUCAUCUGGCCACUAGCAGCAUAAAGAACGGUGUUCUAGCCACAAGCGUAACAACCAGAUACAAAAGAAAGGUGAUUUGCUCCAUGUUAAUCAUUAUUUGGAAAAUAAAUCACUAA
Messenger RNA from Aspergillus ochraceoroseus IBT 24754, 1368 nucleotides. Its product is annotated as putative Snf1 kinase complex beta-subunit Gal83. NCBI's taxonomy places the organism in Eukaryota, Fungi, Ascomycota, Eurotiomycetes, Eurotiales, Aspergillaceae. The coding region runs from base 1 to 1368 and encodes 455 amino acids. Gene Ontology annotation, cellular component: cytoplasm; nucleus; nucleotide-activated protein kinase complex. The transcript has 2 exons. The record is from RefSeq and is a predicted model, not a curated record. Gene Ontology annotation, molecular function: protein kinase binding. Gene Ontology annotation, biological process: signal transduction.